UCAAUUUUAUGUGAUUAUUUGCAGUGCUGAGUUGUAUCCAGUGGAUAGUCUUCUACCUCUGUGUCUCUAAUGAGGUUGUGUCUGCAGGUCGUGGUAUCUUCACUUUAGCUGUUUUCAAUCAAGGAGACUUUGUGGUGGAGUAUAGAGGGGAGCUCAUUGAUGCAGCUGAAGCUGAACAUAGACGUAAACUGUACCACAAUGAAUGUUCGGUCUUCAUGUUUGACUUCAUAUGGAAGCGGAAGACAUGGUGGUAGGUUCAGAAUGACUAAUAUGUUUAGAUUUCUAUAGUGAGAAGUCAGGAUUUCUGAAGUAAAGAUCUCAUGUUGCUCUUUAAACUAUGCAUCGAACAACUAUACUUGUAUUGGAUGUUGGCAUUAGUGUAGUUGCUUACAAAUUAAAGUACAAUUCAAAAGCGUGUCACUAUAAACGUCUGUUUAGUGCAUGAUGUUUGUAAAUUUGCAGUAUUGAUGGAGCACUUGAAGAUGGGUCAUUUGGGCGACUGGUAAACGAUGAGCACAAGGCACCAAAUUGCAGAAUGAAGUUGAUCGAAACAGAAGGGAAGCCACAUCUCUGCCUUUUUGCACUGAAGGAAAUUACAGCAGGAACUGAAAUCACUUAUGACUAUGGUGGGAAAGAAUGGCCCUGGCGUAAAGAGAUUCCCCCUACUGUUACAAGCACUGCUGCCCAAGAGUCUAUUAAAGACCGUUUCCAAGACCAAGCCAUGUCAUCCACAGUCUCUAUUGAAGAGACCAGAGAGAGACCAGAAGUCCAGUCCUGCAAUAUAACAUCAGGCAGUUCUGCUUGUGAGACACAGCUCAGUGGUGCAAGCAUCCCUUCUGGCCAACACUCCGUUGCAGAGCUUGGUGACCACGCCCAUGACUUGGAACCCAAUGUUUUCUCUACAGACUUAUUCAGAGACACCGAAUUGAGAGCAGAGUGUCAGUCAUCCAGUCCCACACCAGACAGCCCUGAGCAUGAGGUGCAUUGUGUCAGAGGUCAAUGUGACACUUCUUCUGCGAAAGAGGGGAUUGGAGAAGUUGGUGUCCAGCACCAGGAGGUGUCACCCCCUGUGUUCUCAACAGACCUUACCAGUGAGACCGAAUCGAGAUCAGCGUGUCAAUCAUCCAGAGCCGCGCCAAACGACUCUGCUUGUGAGCAAAAUAGUGCAAGCAUCCCUUCUGGCCAACACUCCGUUGCAGAGCUUGGUGACCACGCCCAUGACUUGGAACCCAAUGUUUUCUCUACAGACUUAUUCAGAGACACCGAAUUGAGAGCAGAGUGUCAGUCAUCCAGUCCCACACCAGACAGCCCUGAGCAUGAGGUGCAUUGUGUCAGAGGUCAAUGUGACACUUCUUCUGCGAAAGAGGGGAUUGGAGAAGUUGGUGUCCAGCACCAGGAGGUGUCACCCCCUGUGUUCUCAACAGACCUUUCCAGUGAGACCGAAUCGAGAUCAGCGUGUCAAUCAUCCAGAGCCGCGCCAAACGACUCUGCUUGUGAGUGUACAAUCCAUAAGCUGGUUUUUGAAUCAGUGAGAAUUGAUAAAUGCUGGAUAUGCCAUUCACCUUUGACAUCUAUCAGAUGGCACGGUGUAAGAUGCAAACAAUGCUGUGGUGUGUGGCAUAAAAUCUGCCUCCAGAAAUCCUCAGAAGACUGGGAUAUAUCAGAUGUAAGUGUACAUUGA
Messenger RNA from Ctenopharyngodon idella (grass carp), 1681 nucleotides. RefSeq lists its product as uncharacterized. Lineage: Eukaryota; Metazoa; Chordata; Actinopteri; Cypriniformes; Xenocyprididae. The transcript has 13 exons. The record is from RefSeq and is a predicted model, not a curated record. Bases 536 to 1681 code for a protein of 381 amino acids.